AUGAUUUCUGUUUUCUUUGCUAGUUUUCAAGAUUCGUUUGUCAGUUCCGACAAUACUCAGCUGCUCGUGAGGCGCUGCCAUGUUUCUUUUCGGGCGAAGGCCGCAAGAGACUUGCGUGACGAAAGGCUUGACGUAAACAAUUCUUCUCUUUUCUUCUCUCGGGCUGCUGUCUACUCAUCUCUCUCUCUCUCUCUCUCUCUCUAUCUAUCUAUCUAUCUAUCUUCCUUUUCAUCUAUAUAUAUCUAUCUAUCUGUUCAUAUUUAUUCAUAUCCGUUUGUUCAUAUCUCUCUCUCUCUCUAUCUAUCUAUCUAUCUAUCUCAUUCUGUUUAUUAUCUAUCUAUCGAUCUGUUUUUUCAUCUAUCUCUAUCUGUUCAUAUUUAUUUAUAUCCGUCUGUUCAUCUCCCCCCUCUACCCCUCUCUCUCGAUCUAUCUAUCGCAUUCUGUUCAUUAUCUAUCUAUCUAUCUAUCUAUCUAUCUAUCUAUCUAUCUCAUACUCGCUCGGAUAUAAUUCUCUUUUUCUUUGUUUUUAUUGCUUUUGCUCUCACUAAUUUUCCUUUCUUCCUCUCCGACUUUUAUAUCUCUCUCUGUCUCUCUGUCUCUGUCUCUGUCUCUAAUCUUUCUUUCAUUCUUUUUUUCUUUCUCAAUUAUAUUCCUCAUGCUGCUCAUUAUUUCUUUCUUUUGUCUUUCUUUCACUCUUUCUUUCGAGAAUUUUUCUUUCUUUCAUAA
Messenger RNA from Acanthosepion pharaonis, 726 nucleotides. The record is from the annotation of a GenBank genome assembly. NCBI's taxonomy places the organism in Eukaryota, Metazoa, Mollusca, Cephalopoda, Sepiida, Sepiidae.